AUGUUUUUUCUUUUUCUUCAUUUUUUCUUUUUUUGUUCUUUUUCUUUUUUCUUUUCCCUUUGUACCGUUUUAUCUGUUUAUCAUUCUUUUACAUCUUUCUCAUAUUUUAUUUCAUUUUGCUUUCCUUCCCUUUCUUUCUUUCUAUUAUUUUCCUUUUUCUUUUUGUUUUCUAAUUUCCUUAAAUUUUCUUUCCUUUUUCUCCUCCUCAUUUUCUUUUAUUUCUUUCUCUUUUCCUUCCCUCUUUCAUUCCCUUUAUUUCUUGGCUUUUCUCUUAUUUCUUCUUUCUUUUCAUUUCUUUCUCUUUCUGUUUACUUUUCAUUCUUUUCUUUCUUUCGCUUUCUCUUCAUUUUAUUUUUCCUAUCCAUUUUCCAUUUCUUUUACUUCCUUUCUUUUUAUUGCUUGUUCAUUUCUUUUUUUCCUUUUUUUUUUCUUUUUUCUCUUUCUUCUCUCUUUCAUUCUUUCCUAUUUUCCUUUUACUUUCUUUUUAUAAAUAUUGCUUCCUUUCUUUCAUUCUUUUUAUUUCUUUCACUUUCUCUUGUUACUUUUUCUCUUUUUAUUUAUUUCCUUUCACUUCAUUUUUCCUUCAUUCUAUUCUCUCCCUUGCCUAUCUCAUUCUUUUUAUUUCUUCAUUUUCUCAUCUUUCCUCCUUUCUUUUUUAUUUCUUUCACUUUCCUUUCCUUUUUUUCCUUUCUUUUUUAUUUCUAUCUCUUUCCCUUACUUUUCUCCUUUCUUUUUUUAUUUCUUUCUCUUUCCCUUACUUUUUCCUUUAUUUUUUAUUUCUUUCUCUUUCCCUUCCUUUUUCUUAUUUCUUUUUUCUUUUCUUUCUCUUUCCUCUCCUUUUUCUCCUUUCUUUUUUCUUUCUUUCUCUUUCCCUUCCUUUUUCUACUUUCUUUUUUAUGUCUUUCUCUUUCUCUUCAUUUUUUACCUUUCUUUUUAAAUUUCUUUCACUUUCCUUUCCUUUUUUUCCUUUCUUUUUUAUUUCUUUCACUUUCCUUUCCUUUUUUUCCUUUCUUUUUUAUUUCUUUCUCUUUCCUUCCUUUUUCUCCUUUCUUUUUUACGUCUUUCUCUUUCUAUUCAUUUUUCUCCUUUCUUUUUUAUUUCUUUCUCUUUCCCUUCCUUUUUCACCUUUUUUUUUAUUUCUUUCUCUUUCCCUUCCUUUUUCUCUUUUCUUUUUACUUCUUUCUCUUUCUCUUCCUUUUUCUCCUUUCUUUUUUCUUUCUUUCUCUUUCCCUUCGUUUUUCUUCUUUCUUUUUUCUUUCUUUCUCUUUCCACUCCUUUUUCUCCUUUCUCUUUUAUUUCUAUCUCUUUCCCUUACUUUUUCUCCUUUCUUUUUUAUUUCUUUCUCUUUCCCUUACUUUUUUCCUUUCAUUUUUAUGUCUUUCUCUUUCCUUUCCUUUUUCUCCUUUCUUUUUAUUUCUUUCUCUUUCCUUUCCUUUUUCUCCUUUCUUUUUCUCUUUCUUUAUUUUAUUUCUGUUUCCUUCAUUAUUCCUUUCUCACCAAAUCUUUCUUUUUCUUCUCCUUCAUAGGGUGAAUAUACAUAUUCUCUAUAUCUAUCUAUGUAUCUAUCUCUCCACGUAUCUAUCUAUCUUAGUUUAUUCAUAUAUAUCUAUGUUUCUAUCUACUCCAAACUGUUCAUAUCUAUCUAUAUCAUAUCGAACUGUAUUGUAUCUAUUUAACUCUAUCUGUCUGUAUAUCUAUAUAUCUAUCUAUCUAUGCAUCAUAUAUUCUGUUCUUGUCUAUCUAUCUAUCUAUUUAUCUAUGGUGGAUGAUAUCUAUCUCAGUCUAUUCAUAUCUAUCUUCUAUAUAUCUAUCUAUCAAUCGAUCUAUCUAUCUCUGCAUCAUCUAUAUAUCUAUGUCUAUCAGUCUAUUCAUAUCUAUCUAUCUAACCCUGCAUCUAUCUAUCUCCCUAUGUAUCUAGCUAUCUAUCUCAGUUUGUUCCUAUCUAUCUAUCUAUCUAUCUAUCUAUCUAUUCAUAUGUAUCUAUGUAUCUAUCUAUUCCAAUCUGUUCAUAACUAUCUAUAUCAUAUCGAGCUGUUUUGUAUGUAUGUAACUAUCUAUCUAUCUAUUUAUCUAUCUAUCUAUACCAGUCUCUUCAUAUCUAUCUAUCUAUCUAUCUAUUUAUCCUAA
Messenger RNA from Acanthosepion pharaonis, 2127 nucleotides. Lineage: Eukaryota; Metazoa; Mollusca; Cephalopoda; Sepiida; Sepiidae. The record is from the annotation of a GenBank genome assembly.